GUGAGCCGCUUGGCUCCUCCUACCUAUGGACUGGGGAGAUUCAGAGAAAGAACGGGCAGCUGAGUGUGAACAAAACCUCUGUAUAAUUUGACACUUGACACUUGACAGGGUGAUUCUAUAGAGAAAUCGAAUGAGGACUUCGUGAAACAAAAACAUGUAGAAUACCUUGCAGUCGAUGUCACAGCCCAAAAGGGUUGAUAUUUGGGCAUUUUUGCAAGGUAAUAAUAAUUAUUAUCGCUGGUUUAUUUUGCAUAAUGGCGUCCCCGGCAGAACAGGAGCUUACUUUGGCAGAAACUGAGAGCAGCAAGGAAAAAGACCAAACGUUUGGCAUCCUCAGAUUACAAGAAGAAAAAUCGAACCACAAUAAGGCUGCCAGUAAGCAGGCGGGGGAUGGGAGGUGGCAGGCACCCAUAUUUGCAUUAGCCAGGAAAGCUUCAGAGACGCUGUCAGGAAGCAUCCACGUCCUACCGAAAGCAGUUGAGCAGAAUAAAACGUCUCCUCAUUUUUCCGAGGACUGGGUAUAUAAGGCUAUAAGAGAUCCCAUGGCAGUUGAACGAGCAAACUUGUUGAACAUGGCAAAACUCAGCAUAAAGGGACUGAUUGAAUCUGCUCUGAGUUUCGGUCGCACCCUGGACUCCGAUUACCCCCCCCUCCAGCAGUUCUUUGUUGUAAUGGAGCACUGUCUUAAACACGGCCUUAAAGUGAAGAAGUCUUUCCUGGGCUAUAAUAAAUCUCUUUGGGGACCCCUGGAGCUGGUUGAGAAGCUUUGUCCAGAAGCUGGAGAGAUAGCUGCCAGUGUCCGUGACCUGCCUGGGCUCAAGACUCCCUUGGGUCGUGCUCGGGCAUGGCUCAGGUUGGCUCUGAUGCAGAAGAAACUGGCAGAUUACCUGCGCUGCUUAAUUACAAGGAAGGACCUCCUGAGUGAUUUUUACGAGUAUUAUGCAGUAAUGGUAGAGGAGGAAGGAGCAGUUAUCGUUGGGCUGUUAGUAGGACUGAACGUGAUUGAUGCGAACCUGUGUGUGAAAGGAGAAGAUCUGGAUUCACAAGUUGGAGUUAUUGACUUUUCCAUUUACCUCAAGAAUGACGUUGAUGAUUAUAGAAGUGAAGAAAGAAGUGGACAAAUUGCUGCAAUGCUGGACCAGAAGAACUAUGUAGAAGAACUGAAUCGACAAUUGAAUUCUACAGUACAUAGCCUGCAAGGCAGAGUUGAUUCCAUGGAGAGGUCAAACACUAAACUGAUUGAAGAGCUGGCAAUAGCAAAGAACAAUAUAAUUAAACUACAGGAAGAAAAUCAUCAGCUAAGAAAUGAGAACACCAUCAUUUUGAUGAAAGCACACCAACAGCUAGAGGUGACGAAGGUUGACGUCGACAGUGAGCUGGACACAUACAAGCAGUCGAGACAAAGGAUGGAUGAGAUGUACAAUGAAACACGCAGACAGCUGCGAGAGGAGUGUCAGCUGAGACAGGAAGUUGAGAAUGAACUCAUGGUGCAGGUGAGCAUGAAGCAUGAGAUGGAGCUGGCCAUGAAGCUUCUUGAAAAGGACAUCCAUGAAAAACAGGACACCCUGAUUGGUCUGCGGCAUCAGCUGGAUGAGGUCAAAGCCAUUAACAUUGAGAUGUACCAAAGAAUGCAGCAUUCUGAUGAUGGUUUGAAGCAGAAGAAUGACAUAAUAAGCAGGCUUGAGGAGAAGACCAAUCAGAUAACUGCAACCAUGAAGCAGCUGGAACAAAGAUUACAGCAAGCAGAGAGGGAGCGCUGCACAGCCGAGGAUGGGGCCAGGAAAUUCAAACAGGAAUUUGUCAAUAAGGCCGACAGCCUGCAAAAGCAGAUUUCCCAAAGAGAGAAGCAGUUAACUCAGCUGGAAACGGAUUUAAAAAUAGAAAAGGAAUGGAGGCAGACAUUGCAGAAUGAUCUUCAGAGGGAAAGAGGAACCAUAUCGCAACUCACCACAGAGGCACGACAGAUCAAUGGGCUUAAAAAAGAAUUUUACAGAUUACAAGAUGAAAAUUGUCAGCUGAAGAGAAUAUGUGAAGAGCAAGAACAAGCUCUCCAGGAGUUGGGUUACAAGCUCAGCGAAUCAAAAAUUAAAAUUGAAGAUAUAAAGGAAGCAAACAAGGCACUGCAGGGGGGCCAAGUGUGGCUAAAAGACAAAGAUGCUACUCACUGUAAACUUUGUGAAAAGGAGUUCUCAAUCUCCAGGAGAAAACAUCACUGUAGAAACUGUGGCGAGAUCUUCUGUAACUCCUGUUCAGACAACGAGCUUCCUCUCGCAGCCUCACCAAAGCCAGUGCGGGUGUGUGACACCUGCCAUGCGAUGCUCUUACAAUGCUGCUCCUCCAACUCAGCAUGAGAACCAGGUCGUCUUAUGCUGUACAUGGUACACUACUAACACAGCCUUCGUUCCAAUUACAUGGAUUUUCAAAAGCAUUUUUUUUGUCUGCAAUGGAAGUUCACAAAGCCAAAAGUGAAACACUGUUCAUCUCAGAUGAUAUGUUGACAGUUUAUAGUACUUCAUCAAAAAAAAAAAUAUAUAUAUAUAUAUAUAUAAUUUUUGCAAGCAGCUUUUUAGCACUAGAACAUAAAUGAUUAGAUAAUGACUGGAAUGUUUUAUUUUUAUUUAAUUUUUGUGUUGCUUUUAACACAAAACAUCAUGGUUAUUCUUUGUCCUCAGCACAUAUUUUUGAUAUACUAUGGAAAUUAUGGAGUACCUAAAGCUGAACGGUACUAUAAACAUGUCAGUUCAUUGUCAAAACCUGGGUGGUGGUUGUUUAAUUGGUUCAAUUAAACAAUUAAAAACAUGGCUGUUACAAAGACCUGGGCCUUAAUAAAAUCUAAAACAUGGUGGUGCAAUUUUUAUUGUAAAGUGCAUCUAUGGCAUCAACAUAUAAACUUUUUUGAUUUAAUUCGGGUCCAGGUCUUUGUUACAACCUUGUUUUAAAUUGUUUAAGUGGUGCAAUUAAACCUCUGUCUAGUUAUAUUUAAAGGUAUUGAUUGGUGCUUUUUAAUGUUUUUAAUAUAUAUGGAAUCAAUACCUGUAGUACAAAUGCAGUACACCGAUUAAUAGGAACAAACUGUUAGUGUGCCCUCUGCAUUAAUGGAUUACAGUACAAUUUAUCUAGUAAGAACUAGCUUGAUCCUUGCACUAGUGACAUUUGGAUGAUUCAGAAUUGUGUUUGUUGUAUACGUGUAACAUUAAGGACUUUGUUAUGGGGGAAAAGGAGGGAAGAAAACCCAGCAUUGUUUCAAGUUUGCUGGUUGAGAAACGGCGACUACAUUCUGGAUGACUGACUUGUUAGCACACAAUGCAGUAUGUUUUAACAACUAGGUUACACGAAGCCAGUUUCAUCAAUACAUUCUGGGCACACUAACUCUGUUAGACUACGUUUCAAACUUUAUUGUGCUAAUGUGCCUAAAAUCAGUAUAUCUUUAUUGAAAUAUUACAAUUUUUAUUUUUAUGGUCCUUGUAUACAUUCAGAUAAUUUGAAAUACCUGUAAGUGGAUUUUUCUAUUCUUGAAAAAGCUGGAACGUACUUCAUUUGAAAAUGUGGUCCGAUGCAGUAUUUUAUGUUCGUUCUAAUAUUUCAACCAAUAAUUUUUAUUGAAUAUAAUAUGAAUUUAUAAUUUAUUCCAGUACAGAAAUAACAAAAUAUUUAUAGCACAUACAAAACUAAUGUUUUAUGUAUCAAUAGAAGUUAACAGGUGUAUUUUAUAUAAACUUACUGAAGUAUGUUUGUGUUUAAUAUAUAAAAGGAGGUGUAACUGCAGUGUACAGAAAUGGAUGUACCCAAAAGGUUUAAAACAAUAAUUAUAUGAUAAAUUAUGUGUGAAUUUAAUAUUGUGUAGCAUUUUAGUUGUGUAAGCUUAAAGAAAUACUUGGUAUAAUUGUGGUACACAAAACUUUAUUUGGUAAAGCAUUUUAUUUAUGACAAGCAGACUUUUUGCAUUUUUUUUUUUUCCCCCCGAUUUGCUGACAAAACUGAUUUAGUAUACAUAUUACUCGAAUACUAGGAGUAUUUUUACAAACAAUGUAUAGGCUUCAUGAUUGCUCUUAUAAUACAGCGUCUCAUUUCUACGUUAUGCAGAUUACUUUAUUUAAUAACUUGUAUCCAUGAUACUGUUUUUGUAUCUUGCAGUUUUUAUGAAAUAGUACUGCAUUAAUAUGAAUCAGUGCACUGACUAAUUUAUGACAAAUUCAUACUAUAGCUAUGUACUGUCUAUUCUGCAUAGUUGCUGUGCUGGUUUAUAUCAUUAAACAAUAAUGCAUUAAUUAAAAUUGAUUCAAAGUCUGUUACUUUUAGGCAUGUACCUGCUUAUACCCAUUUUCAGGCCAUCUGAUGAAAAAAAGGACACCCAGAUACUACGAUUUUUAAACAUAACAAAUUGUACAAUCUGUUUUCAAAGGUUAUAAAAGGUGGACUUUUAAGAAUGAAGUGCUGUUACAGUUCAGUACUUAGUAACUCCAAUGUAAGUUUAUAGAAGUAACUAAAAACUGUUUUAAGUCGCCAAACAAAACUAAAGGCCAGUUUUGGAAAUAAAGCAACAGCAAAAAAAAAAAAAACA
Molecule: messenger RNA, 4561 nt
Organism: Acipenser ruthenus (sterlet)
Lineage: Eukaryota; Metazoa; Chordata; Actinopteri; Acipenseriformes; Acipenseridae
Product: RUN and FYVE domain-containing protein 2-like
Exons: 18
Coding region: 255-2351 (698 amino acids)
Cellular component (GO): cytoplasm
Molecular function (GO): metal ion binding
Source: RefSeq, a predicted model, not a curated record